CUCUGUGAAGCAUUUUUCAGCACACCUUUCAGAAAACAAUAUCUAGCAAAAAAAGAGAGAGAGGAAGAAUCUCAGAGUAAAUAUUACUCGACCAUCAUAUGAGCUUCUCCUACCAUCAUAACCAAAUCAUCCGACCACAGUGCUAGAUUCUAAACGUAGAAGGAACUCGCCAUGGAGAGCACCGAUUCUCCCGGUGGUCCUCCACCGCCGCCGCAGCCUAACCUUCCUCCAGGAUUCCGGUUUCACCCAACCGACGAAGAACUAGUCGUUCACUACCUUAAACCCAAAGCCGCCUCCGCUCCUUUACCUGUCGCCAUCAUUGCCGAAGUCAAUCUCUACAAAUUUGAUCCAUGGGAACUUCCAGCCAAGGCAUCGUUUGGUGAGCAGGAAUGGUACUUCUUCAGUCCUAGAGAUCGGAAGUAUCCGAACGGAGCUAGGCCGAACAGAGCGGCAACGUCAGGGUACUGGAAAGCGACGGGUACUGACAAACCGGUGCUAGCCUCUGACGGUAACCAAAAGGUCGGCGUGAAGAAGGCACUGGUCUUCUACAGGGGCAAACCUCCAAAAGGUAUUAAAAGUGAUUGGAUCAUGCAUGAGUAUCGUCUCAUAGACAACAAACCGAACAACAGACCACCAGGAUGUGACUUCGGCAACAAGAAAAACUCCCUCCGGCUUGAUGAUUGGGUGCUAUGUCGCAUCUACAAGAAGAACAACGCAGGUCGACAUGUGGAUAACGAUAAGGAUCAUGACAUGAUCGAUUACAUCUUCAGAAAGAUCCCUCCGUCGUUAUCAAUGGCGGCUGCUACCACCGGACUUCACCAUAAUGUCUCUAGGUCUAUGAACUUCUUCCCCGGCGGUUACGGAAUUUUCUCCGACGGCGAUCACGGUUUGUACAACGGAAGUGGCAUGAUCAACAACAACAUAGCCGUCUGCAGCAACGUUGCUGGCCCCGUUAAUAGUGAUCCUAACGCCGUCGGUAACUGUUUGAAUCCUGCUUCUUCCUCUGGACCGAUGAUGAUGGCGAACCUGAAACGAGCUCUUCCGGUGCCAUUUUGGCCUGCAGCGGUGGAAGAGCAUGAUGUAUCUCCGAGCAAACGCUUUCACGGCGGAGCAGGAGGAGGAGACUGUUCAAACAUGUCUUCUUCAAUGAUGGAAGAGACACCACCGUUGAUGCAACAACAAGGUGGUGUGUUAGGAGAUGAGUUAACGACGUCGUAUCAGUUACCUGGUUUAAACUGGUACGCCUCUUAAAUCGAUCUGUGUGUUCGCCGCCGGUGUGAAAAAAAUUUCCGGUGACAGUGACGAAUUGCAGUGUACGAAUUUUAUGAUUGGUGGGGCCAUUUGCAUUGUGUAAUUUGAGAUUUGUGUAUAUAUUUUGGGUUAAUUAGGGGAUUUAGAGAGGGGGAGAUGUGAGGCAAAGGAUCAUACACAAACAUAGGAUUAUUGAAAGAGUAUACUGUUUUCUCAAUUUAAAUGUUGAAAUGUAAAAAUACACAUACGUAGGUGUUUAAAUAUAGAUUGUGUAGAUGGAUAUAGUAAUCUCAA
This is a messenger RNA of Brassica oleracea var. oleracea, 1545 nucleotides long. RefSeq names its product NAC transcription factor 56. The transcript is spliced from 3 exons. Gene Ontology annotation, molecular function: DNA binding. The coding region runs from base 172 to 1251 and encodes 359 amino acids. The record is from RefSeq and is a predicted model, not a curated record. Gene Ontology annotation, biological process: system development; regulation of DNA-templated transcription. NCBI's taxonomy places the organism in Eukaryota, Viridiplantae, Streptophyta, Magnoliopsida, Brassicales, Brassicaceae.